CAGCCCUCAGGAUUUGGUGCAAGGAGGGCGUGAAGCAGGCAGGACAGCUGCAAUGGCUCAUUUCCACCCAGCCAGGGGCCAGUCUGGGCAGGACUGCUUCCAAGCUACUCCCAGGAUACCUCCUCCUCUUUCUCCUCCUCCUCCUCCUCUUCUUCUUUCUCCUCCUCUCUUGUUGCAAUAGUUGUGUUGUUCUCCAGUACAGGAACCAAGGGAAAUGCUUUGGAGAGGAAACCCGUGGACUUUUCAGCUGUCAGAAACAUUGGCUUCUUCCACCCAGUGAACAUGGACAGGGACGAGAAGCAUGUGACGUGAGAAACUGCUCAGGAAUAUCUGAAAAGUCACUAUGGAGAAUGUCACACUCCUCCUGCUGUCCGUGAACUCCACCGCCAACUCCUCCGAUGUGGACUGCAGCCAGGAAGACAACACUUACAAGUGCAAAUUCGACGAGGAUUUCAAGUACAUCCUCUUGCCCGUCUCCUAUGGCAUUGUGUUUGUGGUGGGCCUCUGUCUCAACCUCUUGGCUCUCUACAUCUUCAUCUUCCGGAUCAAGACCUGGAAUGCCUCCACCACCUACAUGUUCCACCUGGCUGUGUCCGACACGCUCUAUGUGGUUUCGCUGCCGCUCCUGGUCUACUAUUAUGCCAUGGGGGACAACUGGCCCUUCAGCGUGGGCUUGUGUAAGAUCGUCCGCUUCCUUUUCUACACCAACCUCUACUGCAGCAUCCUUUUCCUCCUCUGUAUCAGCGGUCACCGGUUCAUGGGUAUCUGCCUCCCGCUGAAGUCCCUGGAGUGGGGCCAAGUGCGUUAUGCCCGCUGGGUGUCUGCAAUUGUUUGGCUGGUGGUUAUUGCAUGCCAGUCCCCGGUGCUUUUUUUUGUCACGACCAGCCAGCGGUGCGACAAAAUCACGUGCCACGACACGUCAGCAAAGGACCUCUUUGGGCAAUUUGUCAUCUACAGUUCGGUGAUGCUGGUCCUCCUCUUCUGCAUCCCCUUUAUGCUCAUCAUCAUCUGCUACUGCCUGAUGGCCCGAAAGCUUCUCCAACCCACCCGUGGGACCACCCGCAUGUCCAGCUCCAAGAAGAAGUCCGUCAAGAUGAUCAUCAUUGUCCUGGUGGUCUUCAUCGUUUGUUUCUUGCCCUUUCACGUCACCCGUACUUUGUAUUACUCCUUCCGUAACUUGGACCUGAGCUGUCCAACCCUCAACGCCAUCAACUUGGCUUACAAAGUCACCCGGCCCUUGGCUAGUACUAACAGUUGCCUUGAUCCUAUUUUGUACUUUUUGGCCGGGCAAAAAUUUGUGAAAUUUGCCUGCCCACAAACGCCAGCAAAAGACUGCAACCAGUCCGGGUCAAGCAGUACGGCCAAUUGCCACACACGGGCCAGAGACCAUCUAGCAAUGAAAGCGAAAAACAGGGUGUCAUAGCCAGUUACAUUUCUGACUUACACCACUUUGCAAAGUAUUACCUAGCUACCCUCAGAGGUAGGAGUUCUGUACUGUAAGAAGGAGGGUUUAUAGAGUCAGCCUCUGAAACAAGGGAAAUAUAUUUUCAGCCUGUAUCUGCAGGAAAUGGUACAAAAUAUCUGUGUGAACUCUAGGGAUGGGAAGAAUAUUCAUUGUUGAUCAUUGUUGAUCAUUGUUUUCUUCCAACUGGAAGAAACAGGGGGUUCCCAAAUCUCAAGAAACUGAGUUGGCGAGAAUAACACAGAGAUGAGAAUUUUGUACAGUUUUCACCAAGUAUUCACAGGCCCUGAAAUGUUUUCAGGAAAUAAUUCUGCACAGCAACACACAAGCCUUCUUUACCCAAAAAGCAUGGGUUCUGCACAAAAAAAAAAUGGGGCUUUCUGAAAACUGUGUGGAAACACAGUUUCCAGGAAUGCACCAUUUUUUAUUUUUUGCACACACAAUUUUUUUCCAUUUUGCACAAUACACCUUUAUUUCUGGAGUUGUGUUUUUGUUUUUGUUUUUUGGAAUGAGCAGAAAAAUGUGUUUUGUGCAGACAAAUCUGCAAUUUUCAGAAGUACACACGGGGGGGGGGGGGGUUAUGUCCAAAAAUUAUGGGUUUUGCAUAAAUUGUGGGUCUUUUCACAAAAAGCCCCUACAUGUAUUUUUCCCAUGCAUUUUCAUAAAAACAAAUUUUCCACACACCUCAAAAAACAAAAACAAAAAACAGUCUAGUGCAUUUUUGCACAGAUUUCCUAAAGUUUUUGGGGUUGUGUCGAUGUUGGGCAAAAACCAUGUAGAAAUAUUCUGUUUCUCCCAUAGCGGGGAGGAAUCUAUGGAAACUAUUGGUUCUCACAUGGGAGGAUGAAAUAGUUGGAGAUUUCGAUCCCUGGGAAACUCAUCACGUUUCCAGUGUAUUUGCUAUGUAACUGCUGAGUAUAUUUUUGAACUCAGCAGACUGACAGCCGAACAGAAAGAAAACUGGUUGCCCAAAAUGACUUCACUGAGGAUGGUGAUAGUUCAACAAAAGGCAAUUAAUUAGAAGGUGGGAUAAAUGUGCCUAUCCAUGCAGUGAGAGACAGAGUGGUCAGUAGAUAAAGCACUGGGCUUAAACCCAAUUUGGACAAACAAUACACCAUCUGAUUGACAUGUUCCUGCUUGCAAUAUUUCAGUUUGUGAGUGGAAAGGUGGAAGGAGUCACAUGCUUGCAUUCUAAAAAUCCAGAUUUUGGCUGCAGUCCCUUGUGGUCCAGUGUAGCGUAGUUUUUCUGCAUGUGGAACUAUUGCUGUAACCCCCAGACUUACUAUAGGGUCCCUGCGUCCCUCCAUAGUAAUUCCUUGCCUGGUGGAGAACAGGAAGGGAGGAAUUGGAGAAGCAUCUGGCUACGUCCUUGCAGCCAGACGUGAAAUGGUUCCAUCAUCUGCUGAGGUUCCCUGGAGAUCUCAGUGGCUGAGGCAAUCAUUUUGGUUGCAGGGACAUAGCCAGACAUUUUUCUGAUCCUCCACCAUUCUUACCAGGAUAGGUUUGGGGGGUACUUUGGUCCCUGCAGAAGGAGGGAGUUUCCAACUUCCACAAUGACCCAAAGAAAAUAUAUAUUAGUGUAUGAGUGACCUUAUAUUUGCAUAUGUCACAGCCAGGAUGUCAAGAUGCCAUCAGAGAGAGGACCCAGUUAGGACACUUCUCUGUAGACUGUCUUCUUCUCUGUAAGUUUUUCUGAAGAGUGUCUGUCUUCACAGAGUGUCUUUUUCUCUUUUCCUUUUCUUUGGCAGAAACAUUUGUUUUUUUAAUCCCUCACUGGCAUUACAGUCAUUACAUUUUUCUCAAACAAGUUUCUUUUUGGACCACAACCCCCAGAAUCUUCCAGCCAGUGGCCAUUGUGACUGAGAAUUCUGGAUCCUGUAUCGAAAAAGUAAUUCCUCUGAUGUCUGUCCUUUCAGCUACACUGUAGAAAUAAUCUGGUUUGACACCACUUUAACUGUCCUGCUAUGGAAUUCUGGGAACUGUAGAGUUUUGCAAAAACAAAUGACAGUUCCCAGAAUUCCAUAGUGUUGAGCCAGGGCAGUUAAGGUUGUGUCAAACCAGAUUAUUUCUGCAGUUUGAUUGCAGCCUGUGCCUGGAUUGCUAAUCUGGGGUGGGGGGGGGGGAACAGCUGUAACUGUUUCUCCACCGGCGGUUUGUCCUGGGGCAGUUAGCACCGGAUAGGAAACAUGGGGCCAUUCAGAUGUUAUUGGACUCCACUGUAGACUUUAUUCUCUGGAGCUGCUUGGAAACUUCCCUCUCUUCACAUCAGCUAACGGGGGAAAGAAGGCAGAAAAAGCUCUUAUCUGGUACUGAGGUUGAAACGUAACAGUAUAAAAAGUGUAGUGAUGAAUUUGCACAAUCAGAAUGCAAAUUAAUAAUAUGCAUAAUUAUAAUUUGCAUAAUAUCCAAAUUAGAUACCCAGAUGUGAGCAACUGGAAUAUGACAACCCUAAUUGAGAGAUAUACAGUAUAGACUCAUAGAGUUUGAAGAUGCCAGAGGGACCAUCCAGUCCAAAACCAUUCUGCCAUGCAGGAACUCAUCAUCAAAACACCUGCGAUAGAUGGCCAUCCAGCCUCUGUUUAAAGAUCUCCAAAG
Sceloporus undulatus (fence lizard) is the source of this 4057-nucleotide messenger RNA. It is a transcript of the gene P2RY2, whose product is annotated as purinergic receptor P2Y2. The record is from RefSeq and is a predicted model, not a curated record. The transcript is spliced from 2 exons. Gene Ontology annotation, biological process: blood vessel diameter maintenance; phospholipase C-activating G protein-coupled receptor signaling pathway; positive regulation of mucus secretion. NCBI's taxonomy places the organism in Eukaryota, Metazoa, Chordata, Lepidosauria, Squamata, Phrynosomatidae. Gene Ontology annotation, molecular function: G protein-coupled UTP receptor activity; A1 adenosine receptor binding; G protein-coupled purinergic nucleotide receptor activity. Gene Ontology annotation, cellular component: plasma membrane. The coding region runs from base 344 to 1423 and encodes 359 amino acids.